Messenger RNA from Chrysochloris asiatica (Cape golden mole), 669 nucleotides. It is a transcript of the gene CTLA4, whose product is annotated as cytotoxic T-lymphocyte-associated protein 4. Lineage: Eukaryota; Metazoa; Chordata; Mammalia; Afrosoricida; Chrysochloridae. Gene Ontology annotation, biological process: negative regulation of regulatory T cell differentiation; regulation of T cell proliferation; T cell receptor signaling pathway. The record is from RefSeq and is a predicted model, not a curated record. Gene Ontology annotation, cellular component: membrane; external side of plasma membrane. The transcript is spliced from 4 exons. Bases 1 to 669 code for a protein of 222 amino acids.
AUGGCUUGCAUUGGAUUCUUCAGGCCUGGGGUUCAGCAGCACCUGCCCAGGACCUGGCCCUACACUGUUGUGCUUUCUCUUCUCUUCAUUCCCAUCUGCUCCAAAGCGUUGUACGUGUCCCAGCCUGUAGUGGUGCUGGCCAGCAACCGGGGUGUUGCCAGCUUUGUGUGUGAGUAUGAGUUCUCACUCAAAGUCAAAGAGGUCCGAGUGACAGUACUGCGGCAGUUCAGCAGCCAGAUGACUGAAGUCUGUGCCUCCACAUUUGAAGUGGAGAAGGAGUUGACCUUCCUAGAUGAUCCCACCUGCACUGGAACCUCCAGUGGAAACAAAGUGAAUCUCACCAUUCAAGGACUGACAGCCACCGACACUGGGCUGUACAUCUGCAAAGUGGAGCUCAUGUACCCACCGCCCUACUACAUGGGCAUGGGCAAUGGGACUCAGAUUUUUGUCAUUGAUCCAGAACCAUGUCCAGAUUCUGAAUUCCUCCUCUGGGUUCUUGCAGCAGUCAGUUCAGGACUGUUUUUUUACAGUUUCCUCAUCACAGCUGUUUCUUUGAGCAAAAUGCUAAAGAAAAGAAGUCUUCUUACUACAGGGGUCUAUGUGAAAAUGCCCCCAACAGAGCCAGAAUGUGAAAAGCAAUUUCAACCUUAUUUUAUUCCCAUCAAUUGA